This is a messenger RNA of Leguminivora glycinivorella, 626 nucleotides long. RefSeq names its product 40S ribosomal protein S12, mitochondrial (gene mRpS12). The transcript has 5 exons. The record is from RefSeq and is a predicted model, not a curated record. Gene Ontology annotation, cellular component: small ribosomal subunit; ribosome. Gene Ontology annotation, biological process: translation. NCBI's taxonomy places the organism in Eukaryota, Metazoa, Arthropoda, Insecta, Lepidoptera, Tortricidae. Bases 90 to 575 code for a protein of 161 amino acids. Gene Ontology annotation, molecular function: structural constituent of ribosome.
CAAAUGUCAGAUUUCGUUGAGGUUAUAAUUUCAAUAAUAACAUUAUUUUGUACAAAUUACAUUUUUAGGAAUAUUUUCUGUAUUACAAAAUGAAUCUUAUUCGAAGAGGGUUAUCCCUAGUCUCCGCUGGAAUUAGGACUCAGUAUGCAGCAAUUACAGCACCCAUCUCACCAGUUCUCAAGCCACUGGCAGUACCAUCUUUACUCCCACCAUCAGGACAGUCGCUCCUAGCAAAGACCAUGGCGUCGCUAGCACAGAUGCACCGCACGGGUCCACAUAUCAAGCACAGAAAGUCGAGGAACCCACUCAAUGGGAACCCUUUCGCUAAGGGUGUCGUCCUAAAGACCCUCAUCAAAAAGCCUAAGAAGCCAAACUCUGCCAACCGCAAGUGCGUGCUAGUCCGUCUGUCUAACGGCAAGGAAAUGGUGGCCUACGUGCCGGGCAUCGGCCAUAACCUGCAGGAACACAACAUUGUACUGGUUAGAGUGGGGAGAUUAAAGGACUGUCCCGGCGUGAAGCUGAAGUGCGUGCGCGGCGUGCACGAUCUGCCCCACGUCGUCAAACCGAAGCCUUAACUCAACCACCCUGUAUAGUUAGAUCGUAGCCCAAUAAAUAUGUUAUAAGGA